AUGAGCCAAAGUAGCAGAGAGUCAUUAUGCCCGGCGGGGGACAAAGAUGUGCAGCCAAACUCGGAGCAAAGUGGCUUUUUAGCCCAAAAGUCAACAGGAGGGGAGAAUAGCCGCUUGAGGGAAGCCGACAACGUUUGCUGUCAGAGGACGGUCGUCCUUCGCAAGGAUUCGGCUCUAGCCCCGCGCCGCGUGGGCGACAGUAUCGCUACCCUCUCGGAGACCGCCCGGGAGCUCGGCGAAGCGGUGUCCGUGUCUAUGGGGCUUUCCAACGAAGAGGUGCACUCACUCCCCCGGGGCGCCUCCAACGACCAUCUUCAGUCCGGGUGUUACUACCAAGCGGGAGCCGCUAUGUACAGGUGCUCCCCGGGGCAAGAGUCCGAGUCCAGGCAGACGUCUUUGGAGCACUCCAAGUUCACGCACGGCAACUCUUGCGAGUUAACUUCCAGACAGCACGAGCGCGCCAAUUUAUCCACCGCACCGACGUGCACUUUCACGGCGUCGUCGUCGUCGUCGGCGCACCCGAACCUCGAAGUGGUACCUUACGAGCCCCCGUCUUCGGGCUUCGUCGCCGGGUACCCGUUUGGCUCCACUAUCAAGUCAGAGGAAGCGAACGACGAGACGCAGUGGGGCGGCAAUUACAGUCAAGGGGCCCGCUUCAACUCGCAGCUUUGGGGGUCCAGGCAGUGCUUGUCGACGCCGCAGUCGGGCGGAGCGAACGCGGCGUUUAUUUGCGAGCCGUACGAGAGGAGCUCCGGACGUAACGAACAGUGGUACCCCGCCUGUGGCAUGGUAAUGCCGCCUUACCCCGGCGCCAGCAGCAUAAAAACCGAGGAGGCUCCGUGGCUAGAUGUCACCUACAACGACUCCAGGUUUGAGAUGAGCAGAGAGCACAUGAUCCCCAUGGAGUUCUUCUACCCGCCACAGAGAACAUGCUUGAUUUGUUCGGACGAGGCGUCCGGGUGCCACUACGGUGCGCUGACUUGCGGCAGCUGCAAGGUUUUCUUCAAAAGAGCGGCAGAAGGCAAGCAGAAAUACUUGUGCGCCAGCAAGAACGACUGCACCAUUGACAAACUGAGGAGAAAAAAUUGUCCGUCCUGUAGGCUGAUGAAGUGCUUUCAAGCCGGGAUGACUCUAGGAGCACGCAAACUAAAAAAGAUCGGACAGCCGAAAAUUGCCAAAGAUCAGGAUCCACCGGCGGUGAUCCCGAGUUUGUCCAUUAAAUCCAACCUGAACCCCAACAUGAAGGGGGUCUUCGUUAACCUCCUGGAGUCCAUCGAGCCGGAGGUGGUCAACGCGGGCCACGAUUACACUUUGCCCGACUCGGCCGACACCCUGCUCACCAGCCUCAACCAGCUUGGAGAAAGACAACUAGUCAAAGUCGUCAAAUGGGCGAAAGGACUCCCAGGUUUUCGCAGUCUCCAUGUUGAUGACCAAAUGACCGUCAUCCAGCAGUCGUGGAUGGGUGUGAUGGUGUUUGCCAUGGGGUGGAAGUCUUUUCAAAACGCCAAUGCUAGAAUGCUGUGGUUCGCGCCGGAUCUCGUCUUCAACGAAAACAGGAUGCACGUCUCCACCAUGUAUGAGCACUGCAUCCGAAUGAGACACCUGUCGCAGGAGUUCGGCUUGCUUCAGAUCACGCAGGAGGAGUUCCUCUGCAUGAAGGCCCUGCUCCUCUUCAGUAUUCUUCCGGUGGAAGGUAUGAAGAGCCAGAAGUACUUCGACGAGCUGCGGCUCACCUACAUCAACGAACUGGGCCGCCUGGCAGUCAGCUCCGAGAGGUUAUACCACCUCACGCGACUGAUGGACUCCCUCCAGAUAACCAUCAAGAAGCUGCAUCAGUUUACAUUUGACCUGUUCUGCAAAGCUCAAAAGCUGCAAACCAGGGUGACCUUCCCGGAGAUGAUCGGCGAAAUCGUCUCGGUCCACGUACCAAAGUUGCUGUCGGGUUUGGCCAAUCCCAUUAUGUUCCACAAGUAG
Messenger RNA from Nerophis lumbriciformis (worm pipefish), 1974 nucleotides. Lineage: Eukaryota; Metazoa; Chordata; Actinopteri; Syngnathiformes; Syngnathidae. The record is from RefSeq and is a predicted model, not a curated record.